Carcharodon carcharias (great white shark) is the source of this 2413-nucleotide messenger RNA. Its product is annotated as E3 ubiquitin/ISG15 ligase TRIM25-like. The transcript has 6 exons. Bases 226 to 1797 code for a protein of 523 amino acids. The record is from RefSeq and is a predicted model, not a curated record. Gene Ontology annotation, molecular function: zinc ion binding; protein binding. NCBI's taxonomy places the organism in Eukaryota, Metazoa, Chordata, Chondrichthyes, Lamniformes, Lamnidae.
UCGCACAUGCUCUGAAAUCUAUCUGCCACUUAAAAUGUACUAAAUGCUCCUUGUAAUUUCAUGUUGCCGUCUACACUAUUUAUUAUGUCACUAGUCUUUGUGCCAUUGGCAAACUUGGAUACGCGGCGCUCAAUUUCCUGAUCGAAGUUAGGGCACCACCAGUCACUUCCUCCCAGGGCUUCUUAAACACGAUCACUUUCAGAUUCGUUUCUUUUCAGGGGAAACAUGGCUGCAGCUGCUCUGACAGACUCUCUAAGGGAAGAGCUAACCUGCUCCAUCUGCCUGCAGGUUUACAAUGAUCCGGUGGUGCUCAACUGUAACCACAACUUCUGCCGUGCCUGCAUUGAAAACCUGUGGAAAGAGAACUGUACUGGCUUUUACUCCUGCCCAGAGUGUCGAAAGCAUAUCAAGGUAAGGCCCUUGGAGAAGAACUUCCAACUAGCAAACAUCGUUCAGAAGUACAAGAGCUUGGCUAUAUUCCAGACCGUAGUUCCCUGCAGCUGCUGCAUCAAGCAGCAGCUUCCUGCUGUUAAAACCUGCCUGAAAUGUGAAAUAUCAAUGUGCCCCACUCACCUCACGCCACAUCAAGAAAAUGUGGAUUUUAAAAGCCACCCUCUCAUAGACCCCAUUGUGAAUGCGGCUGCUGGAAAAUGCACAGAGCACCAAGAGCUGCUGAAGCUUUACUGCAAGGACGAUGAAGUCUGCAUCUGCAGUCUCUGUGCUUUAGUGGGAGACCACAAGGAUCACAAUUUGAUCAGCUUCAGUGAAGCGGUGAAGGAGCUGAAGAGUAAUAUGGAAAAUCAGCAAUCCAUGAUCAAGAUUAACAUCAUCAUUAUUCAAGAAGCUCUGGAGUUUCUUCAGAACAAAAAUCAACGUACUUUGGAGAUGAUGUUUGAAACAAGCAAGAGUAUUCAGGAGAAGUACAAAGCUCGCAGGGAGCAGAUUGAAAAUGAAGAGUUCAUAGCUCUCCAAAAGCUCAGCAGAGAGCAGUGUCGUAUAACAACAGUGAUUCAUGACAGGAUCCUCACACUCCAGAACCAAGUGAAAGAGUAUGAGAAAUCUUUGACUGAUCUGAAUCACAUUGGAACGAAUGAAGAUAUCCUGCUUAUACAGGCAUAUCACUCAAUUGCAUCCAGAAUGAACAAAGCAGCUGAACUUUUGGAUAAAUCAUCCAUUAAAGAGAUGACAAAGUAUCCAAAGGACCAGCAGAGAGAGCUGUGGGACCGAGGAGAGAUGAUCAGACUCUAUGGACGGACGCUGACUCUGGAUCCUGAUACAGCACAUCCCUCCCUCAUUCUGUUUAACAAUAACAGCACUGUUUUGGGAUCUUCAGAUACACAGCCAUAUCCAGGCAGCCCACACAGGUUUAACGGCAAACAACAGGUCCUCUGCUCUUCAGGAGUGAGCUAUGGCCGCUGCUAUUGGGAGGUGGAGACCAGUAAAGCAGUGGGAUGGAAAGUUGGAGUCUGUUACAGAAGCAUCAGUCGAAAAGGGCGGGGUAAUGAAUGUUCUCUGGGACAGAAUGAUAAAUCCUGGUGUGUUCAGUCAGGGGUAUUCUCCUUUUUAGCCUUGCAUAAUCAAUUUAAAACCAAACUACUUAAUUUUAAAGAGCACCCCACCACAGUGGGAGUGUUUGUGGAUUUUGAUUGUGGGAUAAUCUCCUUUUAUAUUGUGUCAGAUGACAAACUAACCCACUUGCACACUUUUGAGCAAACAUUCAGUGAGCCUCUGUAUCCAGCACUAGAGAUAGCUAAUAAUAUAGUUAUGACCAUGUUGACAAUGGAGGACAUUCACUAAGUUUGCACACCGAUAUGUUCAUCUCAAGUUCUCUAGUUAGGAUGGUAUUCAUGUUUCCCACCUCUUCAUUGUGUAGUCCCACAAACCCAGGCUAAAACCUUUGUCAAGGAUCCCCUCUCCCCAUCUUGUUCCCAUCACACCAAUGUUAAAUGCUGACCUUAAUAUUUACUUAAUCUUGAAUUUUCAAGCAAUAAUUGAUCCUGAUAACUGCAAGCAGAAUUCUUCUCUAAAUGUGCUUUCAUCAUUUCACUAAGUGGAUAUUUCUGUUCUAUUUUGGCUUAUUCCUGAAGCAAGGGUGGUAUUUAUUUUUGAUUCCUAAGGCUACUUGUACAGGAGUAGAAGAGGUGCUGCGGGAAUAAAACAUCUAGAAAGCAGUCUAACAACUGGCUCAGUGCUGUUUCCUGGCAAAGCCCUAUUCCUCUGUAGACACAGCAGACCAACUGAAGCUGCUUUAACAAGUCUUUUUUCAUACUUGUUCAUGGAACAAGUGUCAUUUAUUGCCCAUCCCUAAUUACCCUUGAGAAGGUGGUGGUGAGCUGCCUUCUUGAACAGCUGCAGUCCAAUGUAGUAUAGGAGCACCCACAGCGCUGUUAGGAAGGGAGUUCCAGGAUUUUGA